CAAAAAGUAUUUAUAAACAAUAUUUUUUACAAUAACACCUAUUGCUCAAUAAUGUUUAAUAAUAUUACUAACUUCAUCGAUCCUUGUAUGCAACCAAGUCUCAUAACCUAACUGUUCUCAUAAUGGUUUAACACAUUAUUAUGUGGUAUAAUAAUCGUUUAGUAGGUAAAAAAAUUUACAAACAGUUCGCAUAAUUAUGUCAGAAAAUAAUUUCAAUCAAAAGAAACAAUAUGAAAACCAAAGUUCAACCUCUCAGUAUCCGAGUCGCUUCACUGAGAGAAUUCUAGGAAAAACUCAUCGCGGCUCGUACAAGAAAAACAAGCAAAACAGGAACAAACAUGGUGAAGUUUCAGGAAGCACUGAAAACAGAAUACAAAGACCACCCGGCUUAAAAGGAAAGGAGAUUGGGUUGUUUUAUAAAAAUUUAAUGCACAAAACUGAUGAGCAGAAAGCUAAAAUGAUGAAAAAUCGAACUUUUGGAGAAAUUCUAUUGUCUGACAUUAGAAAAGAACAAAUUCAAAGUAUUUUAAGCUGUAACACUUACAAGAAUAUUGAUGUGGAUACUGUUAAUUAUUCUCAUAUGAAAGACACUCAGUUUAAACAUGAAUUUGUUAAAACCAUUAGGGGCAACAUAAGUGAUAAUUUAAAACCACCAGUAAAUAUUGAGAGUAUGCCAGAAAUUGAUGAAGAACUUUAUAAUCAACACAGAGCUAAAUUGAAUCAACCUAAAUUUAUUAAUAUGUUAAAUAUUCGUAAAAGGUUACCAUCGUAUGACAAAAAAGAAGAACUAUUGAAAAUAAUUGAUGAAAAUCAAGUUGUUCUAAUAAGUGGUGAAACUGGAUGUGGAAAAACAACACAGGUUGCACAGUUCAUUUUAGAUGAUUACAUUGAAAGAAAGCGCGGAUCACUAUGUAAAAUUAUAUGUACACAACCAAGAAGAAUUAGUGCAAUUUCCGUUGCCGAAAGAGUUGCUGAAGAACGGGUCGAAAAUCUGGGACAAAGUGUUGGUUAUCACAUCAGAUUGGAGAAAGUUCAUCCAAGAGAAAGAGGCUCUAUCUGUUACUGCACAACUGGAGUAAUUUUACGUAUAAUGCAGUCAGAUCCGUGUUUAACUGGAGUUUCACACUUGAUUCUCGAUGAAAUACAUGAACGGGACGUCCUUUCAGACUUUAUUCUGACCAUCCUAAAGAGAGUAAUCGCCGUUCGAAAAGACCUCAAGUUAAUUCUGAUGAGUGCCACCUUAAACGCAGAAUCUUUCUGUAAAUACUACAAUGAUUGUCCCCACAUAAACAUACCAGGAUUUACGUAUCCAGUUGAAGAGUAUUAUUUAGAAGAUGUGAUUGAGAUGACACAAUUUACUUAUAACGAUGAGAGGAGGAGAGGAGCUGAAAGAAAGUGGCGUAACAAAAAAACAUAUAUUGGUGGUGAUAUUGAUAAGUAUGUUGAUAGUUUAGAGCGCGAGAGAAAAUAUAGUAAGCACACUUGCAACAUGCUCAGAUUGUCAGAGAGUGAAGAAUUUAAUGUUGAUUUAAUCUACUUUUUGCUUUUAGAAAUUUGUAAAAAGGGUGACAAAGAAGGUGCAAUUCUCGUGUUUGUCACAGGUUUCAUGGAGAUCUCGUCGUUAAACACGCGCCUUGAAAAGUCGACAAUGUUUCCGUCAAAUAAAUAUUUAAUAUUUCCAUUACAUUCCUUAAUGCCUUCAAUUGACCAAAAAAGGAUUUUUCAGCCUGCCCCACCAGGCGUUAGAAAAAUAAUUUUAUCUACGAACAUUGCUGAAACGUCUAUUACAAUCGAUGACGUGGUUUAUGUAAUCGAUUGCGGAAAGAUAAAGAUGUCGAAUUACGACACAACGAACAACUCGCAAACAUUAGUACCGGAAUGGGUCUCUUUGGCGAAUGCGAGUCAGAGAAAAGGCCGUGCCGGUAGAGUACGACCUGGAAUUUGUUACCAUUUGUUCACGAGAGAGCGCGAAAAACAUUUGCAGCCUUUCCAAAAGCCGGAAAUCUUGCGUAAACGUCUCGAGGAUGUUAUAUUAACUGCUAAGAUGUUACAAUUGGGCAAAAUCAGAGAGUUCCUGCCACAUCUCUUGGAUCCUCCAGAGGACUCCACUGUCAAUCACUCUCUUGAACUUUUGGAAAAACUUAACGCAUUGGAUGAGAACGAAAAUUUAACUCCUUUAGGUUAUCAUUUGGCGAAAUUACCGAUGGGACCGCAAACUGGAAAAAUGAUAUUGUUCGGGGCGAUUUUUAGUUGCCUUGAUCCUAUAUUAUCGGUCGCCACAGCCCUCGAUUACAAAGACGCGUUUCAGUUACCUUUAGGGAAAGAACAGGAAGCGGACAGGAAAAGACGCGAACUGGCUAUGGGUUGGAACAGUGAUCAUCUGUUGCAACACAUCGUCUUGGAUCGAUUCGAAAAGUCUCCGAACCCACGACAAUUUUGCUGGAAUUAUUUUCUUAGUUACCCAAUUCUCAAACAACAACAAGACAUGAAGCGACAAUUUAUGGGUUAUUUACACGACAUGAAUUUUGUCUCCAGUAUGAAUCCCAAAAGUCCGGAACUUAAUGUUAACUCAGAAAACUUAAGUUUGAUAAAAGCUGUGGUAUGCGCUGGACUCUAUCCCAACGUAGCGGUUUAUCAUAGGAAAAAAAAGCGUGGCGCCACUGUUAAAGGCGGAAAAUUGACUGAUCUGGAGAUGCGAAAGUUAGAUUUUCAUCCGAAAUCCGUACUUUCGAAAGUUUCGAACCCCGAAUCCCUCCUCUUCGUCUACUAUCUCAAACAACGUUCUUGUUGCAAUUACAUCCACGAUGCCACGAUGAUUUCGCCUUUACCUUUAGUUUUCGUUGGGGACAAACUGACACAGUUAAAGAACGAAAAGGGACAACCUGUGUUGAUGAUUUGCGAUAAGUUGACCUUUAAAUGUUCGGAAAGUACUGCCGAAUUGAUUAAGGAUCUUAGACAGAAACUUGAUUGGUUUUUGGAGUAUAAAAUAUCACAUCCUGGCUACAUUAACUGGAGAGAGGACACUUACGAAAUUAAUCUUCUUAGAGCAAUAAUGGAACUUAUUACUUGCGAGGAUUUGGGUGAUUAUGACUCCGAUUGUUUGGAAGAUCUGUUGAAUUAGAAUUAUAAUAU
This is a messenger RNA of Aethina tumida (small hive beetle), 3132 nucleotides long. RefSeq names its product ATP-dependent DNA/RNA helicase DHX36. Gene Ontology annotation, molecular function: ATP binding; G-quadruplex RNA binding; DNA helicase activity. The coding region runs from base 197 to 3121 and encodes 974 amino acids. Gene Ontology annotation, cellular component: nucleus; intracellular anatomical structure; cytoplasm. The record is from RefSeq and is a predicted model, not a curated record. NCBI's taxonomy places the organism in Eukaryota, Metazoa, Arthropoda, Insecta, Coleoptera, Nitidulidae. The transcript has 8 exons.